Merops nubicus (carmine bee-eater) is the source of this 9184-nucleotide messenger RNA. It is a transcript of the gene ASH1L, whose product is annotated as ash1 (absent, small, or homeotic)-like (Drosophila). Gene Ontology annotation, molecular function: DNA binding; chromatin binding; histone methyltransferase activity. Gene Ontology annotation, cellular component: nucleus. NCBI's taxonomy places the organism in Eukaryota, Metazoa, Chordata, Aves, Coraciiformes, Meropidae. The record is from RefSeq and is a predicted model, not a curated record. The coding region runs from base 62 to 8965 and encodes 2967 amino acids. The transcript is spliced from 29 exons.
UGUGGAACAUAUCUCUGUAAAUCUUCCCUAAAAUUACCCGAAGGCAUAUAUUCCGCCUGUGAUGGACCCUCAGAAUACUGCUAUGUUAGGCUUGGGUUCUGAUUCUGAAGGGUUUUCUGGGAAAAGCCCCUCUGUAGUAAACAUUGGCACAUUGGUGGGAAAAGAAGUAGAGUUAGAAAGUUGCACCAAGGAAGAAGACGACAGUAAGAGGAAUCGGGAGGGGAACAGUCCUGAGAAUGGGAAGAACGAGGCUCUAACUGAUGCACAGCAACAUUUUUCAGUGAAAGAAACAAACUUUUCAGAGGGAAACUUGAAACUGAAGAUUGGUCUUCAAGCAAAGCGAACGAAAAAGCCUCCCAAGAACCUUGAGAAUUAUGUGUGCCGGCCUGCUAUAAAAACCAGCAUCAAGCAACCAAGAAAGGUACCAAAGAGUGGGAAGAUGACAGAUGAGAAGAACGAGCACUGUCCUUUAAAACAAGACCCCUCAAAGUCAUACAAGAAAGCUGGAGAAGUCGCAACAGUUGAAUUGCCUGUGGAAGAAGGUAUACAAGUAGAAACAAAUCCUUUAACUAAGAAAAUUUCCCCAUUACGCUCUGAAAUGACAGAUUAUAUAAAGUCAUCUCCUCCGACUCUUAUGAGUAGCCAUAAUUCUGACUUAAAGGAUAGAACACAAAUUAAUGGAGCAACAACUGUAACAGAAAAAUUGGCUCAACUUAUUGCAACUUGUCCUCCUUCAAAGUCUUCCAAAACAAAGCAGAAGAAGCCUGGAAAUGGAACUCCAUCUGGUUUGGUUAAAGACUCUGGGAAGAAGCUACCAGCAACCAUAACUGCAAGUGGGUUAGUUAACAAAGAUUUGGUAAAGAAAUUGCCAGGAUCUGAUAUUGCUGUUGGAUUGGUGAACAAGGACUCAGGGAAGAAGCCAUUAGGGAUUGGUAGUGCAGCCAUAUUGGUUAACAAAGACUCUGGGAAGAAGCCACAAGGGAUUGGCCCAUUAAUUGGAUUGGUCAGCAAGGACUCUGGAAAGAGGCCACCAGGGAUCAGCACUCCAACUGGGUUAGUUAACAAGGACUCUGGAAAGAAGCUAGGGAUUGGCGCUCCGGCAGGACUGAUUAACAAGGAUGCUGGGAAGAAGUUGCUGGGAAUAAAUACUCCUACAGGAUUGGUUAACAAGGAUUCUGGGAGAAAGAUGCCAGGGACUGUGGGACCAGUUAACAAGGACUCUGGGAGGAAGAUGCCAGGAAUUAGCAGUCCAGCGGGAUUGGCUGGCAAGGACUCUGGAAAGAAGCCAACAGGAAUUGGCAGUCCAGUUGGUUUGGUUAACAAGGACUCUGGAACUCUGCAAACAGACUCUCUUAUGCCUGCAUCAGAAGCCUUUAAGCUUCCUUGCAAUUCAAACCUCAGUAGCCUUGAAAGCCAUGAGACCACAGAUUUACUGAAGGAAAAUAAUACUAGCAAAACAUUUGAGAAGCAUAUUAUGAGACAGAAUAAAGAAAGCACCUUGGAAAAAUUUUCAAUUAGGAAGGAAAUUGCUGAUGUAGGCAAAGAGAUGUUUAGUGAAGGAAUCCGCAUUCCACAGGAUGCUUACUCAACCAGUGAAAAAGGGAUUUAUGAAACAUCUAAGCAUGAAAAACAGCCUCCGGUAUAUUGCACUUCACCAGACUUCAGAACAGGAGGUGCUUCAGAUGUAUCAACAGCCAAGUCCCCAUUUAGUGCAGUAGGGGAGGGAAAUCUCCCAUCGCCUUCACCCACAGUGUCUGUUACCACCUUAAACAGGAGCCUCUCGACAACAUCUUCACAGUUAGUACCUAACUCAUUGCAUUUAAGCUCCACAGCAGAUCUCUUAGAAGGUAUUUCAGACCAGACUGGCAAAACUCAGUUUACUUCUGACAGUACACUUAUGAAUAUAAACAGAACAUUGAACCAUACUCUGAGCACCGAUUUUAAAGGUACUGAUAAAGACUUAAAUGAUUCAAAAGCUACUUACAUAGAAACUUCCAGAACUAGUCCUUCUAUGGGGAAAAAGCCCAUUAUGACAGCUGAAACAAGCAUUCAUGCUUCUGUCACCCCUUCAGUAGUUAGUUUUACAAGCUUAUUUAGUAGCAAGCAGUUCCUAAAGAUUGGUACAAUAGCUGCAUCAGAUAAAUCCUGCCAAGGAGCAAAAACUUUGAGCGCUACUCAGCAAUCAAAACCUUUAAAGAAAAGAAAAGGAAGGAAACCACGGUGGACUAAAGUGGUGUCAAGAAACACAUGUCGAUCUCCAAAGGGUCUAGAACUAGAAAGGUCAGAGCUUUUUAAAAACAUUUCAUACAGUGCACUAUCAAGCAGUAAUUUGGAACAGGCCAAAUUCUUGAAAAACAUGGGAUCGCCUUCAUUCCUGGAGCACGAAUUUGUCAAACAUCAGUUGCCAAAACUGAAUGAAGCUAAUGGGCAGUCUCUUGCGCUGUUAGCUGAGACUGAGAAGCAAACUCAGAAGUUCUACAGUACUCACAAACAACCCUCUACUUUGUGUAUGUCAGAUGAUUUCAUACCUGACAUGUAUAAACCCAAGAGAGGAAGGCCUAAAUCCAAGGAGAUGCCAGAGCUGGAAGGUCCCCCCAAAAGAACUUUAAAGAUUCCAGCAUCAAAAGUCUUUUCAGUGCAGUCAAAAGAAGAGCAAGAACCUCCAGUUUUGCAGCCUGAAGUGGAAAUUCCCUCCCUAAAACAGAGCUUAUCAGGGCAACCUUUUCCUAAAAAGAGAGGGAGACCUAAAAGGCAAAUCAGGUCAUCAAUUAAAAUGAAACCACCUAUUCUUUCUGUGGCACCUUUUGUUGGAACAGAUAACUCGAGCAAGAUAGACUCCGACAGCGAUCAACAUCAAAGUGGAGAUUUUUUUGAGAGAAAAGACCAGCUCCGAGGGCCAGAAGAGGGCCAAAAAACAAAUAUUUGUAGUAUGACUGAUUUGGAAGUAGACGCAGACAGAAAAGUUGCCAAGAGAAAUAAUGGACAGUUAAUGAAAACAAUUAUUCGAAAAAUAAAUAAAAUGAAAACUCUGAAGCGAAAGAAACUUUUGAAUCAGAUUCUGUCUACUACAGUAGAACCAAAUAACAAAGGGAAAGUGCAAUCUAAACUCCACAAUACAGUGUCAACUCUUGCUGCCACAUUUGGUUCAAAAUUAGGCCAGCAAAUAAAUGUCAGCAAGAAAGGAACCAUUUAUAUAGGAAAAAGGAGAGGAAGGAAACCUAAAGCUGUUCUGAAUGGUAUUUUAACUAGCAGUUCUGCAAGUUUGACAGUGCUUGAGAAUUCUGCUCAGCAAGUUCCUGGUACGUCGCUCGGACAAGUACUUCCCCACUUGCUGCCUUCGACAGCUAAUAAUCCAGAGAUUCUUCCAGCUCCAGUUUGCUCUCCGUCUUCUGCAGUGAGUGGGGGGCAGAGCCCUGUCAGCAGCGACGCAGGAUUUAUUGAGCCCAGCUCAGUGCCGUAUUUACACAUACACUCCAGACAAGGAAGUGUUGUUCAGACACUUGCAAUGAAAAAAGCUGCUAAGGGAAGGAGGAGAUUAUCUCCACCUACAUUGUUGCCAAACUCUCCUUCUCACUUGAGUGAGCUGACAUCGCUGAAAGAAGCCACUCCUUCCCCAGUGAGUGAGUCUCACAGCGAUGAGACAAUUCCCAGUGACAGUGGAAUAGGAACAGAUAAUAACAGCACUUCAGAUCGAGCAGAGAAGUUUUGUGGGCAAAAGAAGAAAAGGCAUUCGUUUGAUCAUGUUUCCCUUAUUCCACCUGAAACUUCCACCGUUCUAAGUAAUCUAAAAGAAAAGCAUAAACACAAAUGUAAGCGCCGCAGUCACGAUUACCUUACUUAUGACAAAAUGAAGAGGCAGAAGCGAAAAAGGAAGAAGAAGUAUCCUCAGCUUCGAGGUAGGCAGGACCCAGAUUUCCUUGCUGAGUUAGAAGAAUUAAUAAGUCGGUUAAGUGAAAUUAGAAUAACCCACAGAAGUCACCAUUUUAUACCCCGAGAUUUACUACCUACUAUUUUUAGGAUAAAUUUCAAUAGUUUCUAUACCCAUCCUACUUUUCCUUUAGAUCCUUUGCACUACAUUAGAAAACCUGAUUUAAAGAAAAAGAGAGGCAGGCCUCCAAAAAUGCGGGAGGCCAUGGCAGAAAUGCCUUUCAUGCAUAGUCUCAGCUUUCCCCUCUCCAGUACCGGGUUCUACCCCUCGUACGGCAUGCCUUACUCUCCUUCUCCCCUUGCAGCUGCUCCCAUAGGCUUAGGUUAUUACGGAAGGUACCCUCCCACUCUCUAUCCUCCUCCACCUUCUCCUUCUUUUACUACCCCCCUGCCACCACCUUCUUACAUGCAUACAGGCCAUUUGCUUCUCAAUCCCACCAAAUAUCACAAGAAGAAGCAUAAACUUUUACGCCAGGAGGCUUUCCUCACGACAAGCAGGACUCCGCUCUUGUCAAUGAGCACGUAUCCCAGUGUUCCACCUGAAAUGGCUUAUGGCUGGAUGCUCGAACAUAAGCAUAGACAUCGCCAUAAACACCGAGAACAUCGUUCUUCUGAACAACCACAGGUUUCCAUGGACACUAUAGCAGCUAAUAGCUCUUCUAGAACAGUUCUGGAGUCAUUGAAGCGCUACAGAUUUGGGAAGGAGGCUGUUGGUGAGAGGUACAAACAUAAAGAGAAACACAGAUGUCACAUGUCUUGUCCACACCUGUCACCUUCAAAGGGUUUGCUGAGCAGAGAUGAUCAGUGGGUCAGGAGGGAGCCUUCGGAGACUAAUUCAUUAGCAUUGGGAUUGCAGACGCCGCUACAGAUAGACUGUUCAGAAAAUCCCCCUGGUCUGUCCCUGGGGGGAUUUGCUCCCAGCUCUGAGCCAGCCAGCAGCGACGAACACACAAAUCUUUUCACAAGUGCAAUAGGCAGUUGCAGAGUCACAAACUCUACCAGCACCAGUGGACGUAAAAAAUUAACUGACAGCCCCGGGCUCUUCAGCGCACAAGACCCCUCACUAAACCGACCUCUCCGAAAGGAGCCGUUGCCUUCUGUUGAGAAGGUGCUACAGCCUUUGCCAGGCACUUUGCCAACACAGGACAAACCUCCCCAGAGGCAGUCAGAGAGCACAAACUGCAGCCCUUCCAGGAAGAGAACAACAUCUGAGAGCACAUCUUCUACAGUGAUUGGAGUACCCACCCGGGGAGCAAGGCUGGCAGGGACUGGUGAAGAUCCAGUGGACAGCUUACUGCAGCGCAUGGCACAACAUGAAGGCCAGGCGACUUUGGACAAAACCUUAGAAGCAGUCAUUGCAAAUGUGUCUGUCCCACCAUCAACCAGUCCUGCUCGGAACCACAACAGGGAGAGAGGUCUGGGCAAACAGGACAGCCUCGUAGCCCCAGCGAUUCCCAGCAGGUCCUGCAGCGAUAGUGUCUCGCUUCUGCCAGACCGACUGCCAAGCAGCUAUUCCUCACAUCAUCUCAAGAGAAGUGUGGUGGAAGCCAUGCAGCGACAAGCAAGGAAAAUGUGCAAUUAUAACAAGAUCUUGGCAACAAAAAAAAAUCUUGACCACGUCAAUAAAAUUCUGAAAGCCAAGAAGCUGCAAAGGCAGUCACGGACAGGGAAUAACUUUGUAAAGCGCAGGCCAGGUAGGCCCCGGAAGUACCCAAUGCAGGCUGUUGUUUCAAUGCAAGCUUUCCAGGCUGCUCGACUGGUCAGUCAGGAGUUAGACAAAAGAGAGGAAAGCAGCAGUCCCUUACACCUUGGACCUGAUACCAUCACAGAUGUGAUUGAAGCUGUAGUGCAAAGUGUGAACUUGAAUACAGAUCACCGAAAAGGCUGGAAGAGAAAGAGGUGGCUUGCGGAGGAACAGGCCAGGAAGCGACAAAAGUCUUUACCAGAAGAUGAGCAGGAAAGCAGUAAGAGUGUUUCUGAGACAGUAGCUGAACCUCCCAGUCCACAUGAUGCCCUUGGGAAACCACAUGAACCUGAAAACACUGAACAGCCUUUGCCUGCUGUAGCCCAGCGUGAGAAGAAAGCCCCUCGACCCCCAAAGAAGAAGUACCAGAAGGCAGGGCUCUACUCUGAUGUGUACAAAACGACAGAUCCAAAGAGCCGCCUCAUACAAUUAAAGAAAGAAAAGCUGGAGUACACUCCUGGAGAGCAUGAGCAUGGAUUGUUUCCAGCCCCUAUUCAUGUUGGAAAGUAUCUCAGACAAAAGAGAAUUGACUUCCAGCUGCCUUACGACAUCCUCUGGCAGUGGAAACACAAUCAGUUGUAUAAAAAGCCAGAUGUCCCACUUUAUAAAAAAAUCCGUUCUAACGUCUAUGUGGAUGUCAAGCCUCUUUCUGGUUAUGAAGCCACUACCUGCAACUGUAAGAAACCAGAUGAUGACAAUGGGAAGGGCUGUAUGGAGGACUGUCUUAACAGGAUGAUCUUUGCGGAGUGUUCACCAAACACUUGCCCUUGUGGGGAACAAUGUUGUAAUCAGCGGAUACAGAGGCAUGAAUGGGUGCAGUGCCUGGAAAGGUUCCGGGCUGAGGAGAAAGGAUGGGGUAUUCGUACCAAAGAACCCCUGAAAGCAGGACAGUUUAUCAUUGAAUAUCUGGGAGAAGUUGUUAGUGAGCAAGAAUUCAGGAACCGGAUGAUUGAACAGUACCAUAACCACAGUGAUCAUUACUGCCUGAAUUUAGACAGUGGAAUGGUGAUAGAUAGUUAUCGUAUGGGCAAUGAGGCUCGUUUUAUCAACCACAGCUGUAAUCCUAACUGUGAGAUGCAGAAAUGGUCUGUUAAUGGUGUUUACCGGAUUGGAUUGUAUGCACUUAAAGACAUGCCUGCUGGUACUGAAUUGACUUAUGACUACAAUUUUCAUUCAUUUAAUGUUGAGAAACAGCAACUCUGUAAAUGUGGGUUUGACAAAUGCAGAGGAAUAAUUGGGGGUAAAAGUCAGCGAAUGAAUGGACUUCCAAGCAAAAGCAAUCAGCCUGUGAGCACCCACAGAAGGCCUGGACGGUCAAAAGAGAAAAGGAAGUCAAAGCACAAACUAAAGAAGAGAAGGGGUCACAUCCCAGAGGAACCCAGUGAAAGUGUGAACGCACCAACAAGGCUGACACCACAGCUUCAGAUGAAGCCCAUGUCUAACAGAGAAAGGAAUUUUGUGCUAAAACACCAUGUAUUUUUGGUACGAAACUGGGAAAAGAUUCGACAAAAACAAGAGGAAGUGAAGCAUGUCAGUGACAACAUCCAUACGACAUCGCUCUACAACCGCUGGAAUGGAAUCUGUCGGGAUGAUGGCAACAUUAAAUCUGAUGUCUUCAUGACCCAGUUUUCAGCCCUUCAGACCUCCCGCUCUGUGCGCACACGACGCUUUUUGGCUGCAGCUGAAGAGAAUAUUGAAGUUGCUCGUGCUGCCCGCCUAGCACAGAUCUUCAAGGAAAUAUGUGACAGCAUCAUAUCCUAUAAAGAUUCCUCCAGGCAGGCUCUUGCAGCUCCCCUUCUGAACUUACCUCCAAAGAAAAAAAACGCAGACUACUAUGAAAAGAUCUCUGAUCCGUUGGACCUUGCCACAAUUGAGAAACAGAUCUUGACUGGCUAUUAUAAAACUGUGGAAGCUUUUGAUGGGGACAUGCUGAAGGUCUUCCGGAAUGCAGAGAAAUAUUAUGGCAGAAAAUCUCCAACUGGACGUGAUGUGUGCCGGCUACGGAAAGCAUAUUACAAUGCUCGCCAUGAGGCAUCUGCCCAAAUUGAUGAGAUUGUGGGAGAAACAGCAAGUGAAGCUGACAGCAGUGAGACAUCAGUCUGUGAAAAAGAAAAUGGUCAUGAGAAGGAUGAGGAUGUGAUCCGUUGCAUCUGUGGCCUUUACAAAGAUGAAGGACUCAUGAUCCAGUGUGAAAAGUGCAUGGUCUGGCAGCACUGUGACUGUAUGGGUGUGAAUUCUGAUGUUGAACACUACUUGUGUGAGCAGUGUGAACCUCGAUCUGUGAAUAGGGAGGUUCCUAUGAUUCCUCGUCCCCAUUACGCCCAGCCUGGAUGUGUUUAUUAUAUCUGCUUAUUACGGGAUGAUCUGCUGCUACGCCAAGGUGAUUGUGUUUACCUGAUGAGAGACAGCCGUAGAACUCCAGAUGGACACCCUGUCCGGCAGUCAUAUCGGCUGCUGUCCCACAUCAACAGGGAGAAACUCGAUAUUUUCCGCAUAGAAAAACUCUGGAAAAAUGAGAAAGAGGAGCGGUUUGCAUUUGGUCAUCAUUAUUUCCGUCCACAUGAAACCCAUCAUUCCCCUUCUCGGAAGUUUUAUCACAACGAGCUCUUCCGGGUGCCAUUGUAUGAAAUUAUCCCCUUAGAGGCUGUGGUGGGAACGUGCUGCGUUCUUGACCUGUACACCUACUGCAAAGGGAGGCCAAAAGGUGUGAAGGAACAGGAUGUAUACAUUUGUGAUUACCGCCUUGAUAAAUCAGCCCACCUCUUCUACAAAAUCCACCGGAAUCGUUAUCCUGUGUGCACUAAGCCCUAUGCCUUUGACCACUUCCCCAAGAAACUCGCACCCAAGAGGGACUUUUCACCUCAUUAUGUACCAGACAACUACAAGAGGAAUGGAGGCAGAUCAUCCUGGAAAACAGAUCGCUCAAAACCACAGAUUAAAGACUUAAAUCAAGAAGAAGAUUCUCUUCCACUUAUUGAGGAUGUACUGGGAAACCAAGAUCAAGCCUCAAGUGAGAUACCUGGCCUUGAGGAGCCAGACAAAGAGGCAGCCUCUGGUGAGACCUGUGAAACUGAUAAAAAGGUGGAAGAAAGCAACUCCAGCCCACGGCAGCUGUGCACUCCAGAGGAACGGCGGCAUAUUCAGAGAGAGAGACUCAAUCAAAUCCUGCUAAACCUCUUAGAGAAAAUCCCAGGGAAAAAUGCUAUUGAUGUCACGUACUUGCUGGAGGAAGGAUCAGGAAGAAAACUGAGGCGACGCACUCUGACCAUCCCAGAGAGCAGCUUCAGGAAGUGAUACCAGGAAAGGAAGCUGUGUCUGGAGUCUGCUACAGGGUCUGCUGAGGGCUGAGAGCAGGAGCCCAGCUUCCUCUGCAACAGCCAAGGAAAAGAGGGCAGCAGAAGACUGACAAAUAUACAAACAGUUCGCACUUAGAUGUCUGGGUUGGCGGGUUGCCUUGCCCUGCUCUGCAGUGCUCUUAUGGUGUGUGUGUUGUUGGGCGUGCCUUGUAUUGAU